This is a messenger RNA of Menidia menidia (Atlantic silverside), 946 nucleotides long. The record is from the annotation of a GenBank genome assembly. NCBI's taxonomy places the organism in Eukaryota, Metazoa, Chordata, Actinopteri, Atheriniformes, Atherinopsidae.
CUCAAGGAUCUCAGACUGUGGGCGUUUUUUCUUAACACCCCCACCUCCAAUCUUGGCUCCGGCUUAGUUUUUUCUGGGUGUUGCCUCCGUGGUUCACAACUUUUGGAGUUUCACCGGGGUGUUGCAGCCGGCGAGGAAGUGGGGCGACUGGGACGAAACCCUGCGGUGACUUUUGGAAGUUUUUGGGGCCGAAGUCCGGGCUUGUCCUGCUCAGUGUCCGCCGAACUUUUCAGCCUUCCCCGCAGGACUGCCGUACUUUAGCCGCCGUUAGCUUGUCGAGCUAACCGACACCGAGCCGUCCGAUGCAGGCCAUUAAGUGUGUGGUGGUGGGGGACGGGGCUGUGGGUAAAACAUGCCUGCUGAUCAGCUACACCACCAACGCCUUCCCUGGAGAGUACAUACCCACCGUCUUUGACAACUACUCUGCCAAUGUGAUGGUGGAUGGGAAACCGGUGAACCUGGGUCUGUGGGACACAGCAGGACAGGAGGACUACGACAGGCUCAGGCCACUCUCCUACCCACAGACGGAUGUGUUCCUCAUUUGCUUUUCACUCGUCAGCCCAGCUUCAUUUGAAAACGUCCGAGCCAAGUGGUACCCUGAGGUGAGACACCACUGUCCAAACACCCCCAUAAUCCUGGUGGGCACCAAGCUGGACCUGAGAGACGACAAGGACACCAUCGAAAAGCUAAAGGAGAAGAAACUGGCUCCAAUCAUCUACCCUCAGGGCCUGGCCAUGGCUAAAGAAAUAAGUUCAGUGAAAUACCUGGAGUGCUCGGCUCUGACUCAGCGUGGCCUUAAAACGGUGUUUGACGAAGCCAUCAGGGCGGUGCUUUGCCCUCCGCCCGUCAAGAAGAGGAGAAGGAAGUGCACAUUGCUGUAAUGGAGAUCCACGAUGAGGCGAAAAUCUGGGUACAGUCUGAACUCGCCCGCUUGGAGGGAAGAAGA